CUUGGCUGCGUGGUUGCCAGGAAACCACGAAGCCGCGGUGCCUGCCUCUGAGUCUCUCUCGACCAUGGCCAAAUUCGUCAUCGCGGGUAGAGCAGAUUGUCCAUAUUAUGCUAAAACAGAACUUGUGGCAGACUAUUUACAAAAGAAUCUUCCUGAUUUUCGGAUACAUAAAAUCACACAACGUCCUGAGGUUUGGGAGGCAGAUUUAAUAUAUGACUUCACUUGGAAUAUCAUUCAACAGGAUUGGCUGAAAGAUGUGUGUGAAAAGAAUAAGUGGAGUCACAAGAAUUCCCCUAUCAUCUGGAGAGAGCUGUUGGAUCGUGGAGGAAAGGGUUUGCUUUUGGGAGGAUAUAAUGAGUUCCUGGAGCAUGCUCAGCUUUACUAUGAUGUCACCUCUAGCAUAACGACUGAGCUGAUGAUGGUAAUUGCUCAAGAGAACCUGGGGGCACAUAUAGAAAAAGAGCAGGAGGAAGAAGCCCUGAAAACUUGCAUCAACCCCUUGCAGGUCUGGAUCACCAGUGCCUCUGCUCCUGCCUGCUACAACCUAAUUCCCAUAUUGACGAGUGGCGAAGUGUUUGGGAUGCAUACAGAAAUUAGCAUAACUCUAUUUGACAACAAGCAGGCGGAAGAACAUCUCAAAAGCCUUGUGGUGGAGACCCAAGACCUGGCAUCUCCCGUCCUGCGCAGUGUCUCCAUCUGCACGAAGGUGGAGGAGGCCUUCCGCCAGGCCCACGUCAUUGUGGUGCUGGACGACAGCACCGACAAGGAGGUGUUCACUCUGGAGGACUGCCUCCGAAGCAGGGUGCCUCUCUGCAGGCUCUAUGGGUACCUGAUAGAGAAAAAUGCUCAUGAGUCCGUCAGAGUCAUCGUGGGAGGGAGAACCUUUGUAAACCUGAAGACAGUUUUACUCAUGAGAUAUGCCCCACGCAUUGCACACAACAUUAUUGCUGUGGCGCUGGGAGUGGAAGGUGAAGCGAAGGCCAUACUGGCCAGAAAACUGAAGACAGCUCCUUCAUACAUUAAAGACGUUAUCAUUUGGGGUAAUAUCAGUGGAAAUAAUUACGUUGAUCUGAGAAAAACAAGGGUGUACAGAUAUGAGAGUGCCAUUUGGGGACCUCUUCAUUAUUCACGCCCUGUUUUAAACUUGAUUUUUGACAGUGAGUGGGUAAAAAGAGAAUUUGUGGCAAUUCUUAAAAACUUGACCACCACAGGAAGACAAUUUGGAGGCAUUUUGGCUGCACACAGUAUAGCCACUACAUUGAAAUACUGGUACCAUGGCUCACCACCUGGGGAGAUUGUAUCUUUAGGAAUAUUGAGUGAAGGCCAGUUUGGUAUUCCUAAAGGGAUCGUCUUUUCUAUGCCUGUGAAAUUUGAGAAUGGAACUUGGGUGGUUCUUACAGAUCUCAAAGAUGUUGAAAUAAGUGAACAAAUAAUGACCCGAAUGACAGGUGAUCUAAUUCAGGAGAAACUUGUUGCACUUGGAGACAAGAUACAUUUUCAGCCAUACCAAUCAGGACAUGAAGAUCUGGUCCCUGAUGAAGAAAAAAAUCUAGUUAUGUCAGAUGCAAGACCAAUGUCUCCUCUUCCUCCUGCUCCUCCCCAGCCUAGUCAACAUAAAGAAAACGAGGAUAAAGAACCUUAUGAUGAUCCAUUUCCACUUAAUGAAUACAGCAGAUUUUCCAAAUCAGAUUCCUCAAACCACCUUUGAAAAGCCACAGAGUCUUGAGUUCCUAAAUGACUUUGAAGGCAAAACCGUGGAAUCCUAACAGAUCAAAUUGGAUGAAAUAUAUAAUUACUUGGUAGCACAAUAAACAUAGAAAGAAUUUAUAUGAAUGUCUAUAUUUAAGGAAGAAUAAUUUGAAAGAUUUAUGUCAGUCUUAGAUAAUACCAUGCAAGGCAAUUAAAUCACUGUGACAGCACAGAGGUCAGAGUUCAGUCAUUUUGCAUUACUUGUAUCCACUCAUGUUUGUUUCAUAAUAAUUGCAUUUUCUUAGAACUAUUUUGGUGUCAAAUGCUAUUUUUUAUACUACAUUAAAAUACAGUUGUCAGUCAUUGCAUCUGCCCAUACAUCUUCUGAGAGAACCUGCUUCCUUCCAUCAGCCAUACCUAAGACCUGCACCUAAGUGGCCAUGUUUGCUCAAAUGUCCUCAUCAUCUUGGCCUCAACUAAUUAGGCCAAACAGAUGUACUUCACUCAAGGAGAACCAAUCAUAUUUUCUCUCUCUCUCUCAAAAAAAAACUGAACUGAACUGCGACCAGUGAGUAAGUUGGUGUCUGGGUCAGGUUAAUGGUGAUGAACUAUGUGCCUGUGAGCUCUUCAGAGCUGGUUGGGUUCACCACCUUCAUAAGACCUUCAUAAGACCUGCCUCUGUACCAUUUUUCCUUGGGUGUGCUUUGUAUAAAGGUCUGUACAAUAAAUCACACUUUUUUAAAGCUUGGAUUGAAUAGGUUUCUGCUCCUUGACAACAGAUAUUGCCUGAAUAAAAUGAAUUUUGAAAGAAAA
Molecule: messenger RNA, 2502 nt
Organism: Gorilla gorilla gorilla (western lowland gorilla)
Lineage: Eukaryota; Metazoa; Chordata; Mammalia; Primates; Hominidae
Gene: MDH1B
Product: malate dehydrogenase 1B
Exons: 13
Coding region: 65-1708 (547 amino acids)
Biological process (GO): malate metabolic process
Molecular function (GO): oxidoreductase activity, acting on the CH-OH group of donors, NAD or NADP as acceptor; malate dehydrogenase activity
Source: RefSeq, a predicted model, not a curated record